Rubroshorea leprosula is the source of this 2448-nucleotide messenger RNA. The record is from the annotation of a GenBank genome assembly. Lineage: Eukaryota; Viridiplantae; Streptophyta; Magnoliopsida; Malvales; Dipterocarpaceae.
UACUUUCGCGAUUUUGCUUCCAAAUUCUUGCCAAAUUUCUGCGGUUCGUGCUAAAUUUAUGUGGUUUCGUGCGGUUUGCGCUGUAUUUGAGGCUUCAACAACAGUUUCCUAAGACCAAAAUCAGAAAUUGAGGAGAUGUCUUUAGAAGGGACCGUGAGUGUAGUGGGGAGUGAGGUGAUGCCCCUAGAUUAUGGGAGCAUGGAUGCGGAGAGCAGUCCGUCUCCAUCUGGUUCGGAGAGGACAGUGGAGGAGAGGAGGGAUCAAAGGGUAGUAGAGGAGGAGGAAGAUGAGAUCCCCUCCAACAUUUUGGAGGCGAGGAGUGGUGUGGAUGGGUGCUAUGACCCAGAGUUAGAGAUAGUAUCUGAGGUGAGGGGGUAUGUGAGCGAACUAGGUAGCAGGGAGAGUCUUAGGGGCCUCGUGGGUAACUGUAACCUCCCUCACCAUAUCCUAAUUAGGCCUGCCGGGUUGAAUGAGAGGGCAUGCUCAGCACCCCGAGACCAUUGGAUGCCCCUAUAUGUCCACUAUCUGAUUGCGGGGCUUAGGUUUCCCAUUCCCGAAUUAUUGGUUGGGUUAUUAUUAGAUUAUAGUAUAGGAAUAACCCAACUAACCCCAAAUGCCGCCGAGGGAAAGGGGGAGAAGGGGUGGUACUACUUUGGUCCUCGGUCGUCCAGCAAAGAUAAUAGGAGUUUAUUCUCUGCUGGACCGUCAUCCAUCAAAGGAUGGAAAAAAAAAUUCUUCUUUGUGGAUGACACCGAGUGGAGUAGGAGGGAUGCCGAAGUGGAACAGUUGUCUGCUUGGAAAGCCAAGAAAACCAAGCAGAACAACUAUAAGUUAAAUGAGGAUGAGAUGGAGGAGGUAGGAAAGCUGGUGAGGGAAGAAGGAGACGUAGUAGAUAUCCUGUACCUCACCAGCCCGAAGGCAAUAGAGGCUGCUGAGCUUUAUGGGCCAAGCUCAUUGAGUGAAGCUGAGAUGGACGAAUUUGUCACUACUACUGGAGGGUUGGUUAUCCCCAAGAAGCUUAGGAAGAAGUCAAGGACUUCGAAUGUGGCGGACAAAGGGGCAGCGGAGAAAGAGCACCGGCCUAGCACUUCUGCUCGAGUGUUGGAGAUACAGCAGAGGUCGGAGCCUGCCAGGGGGGAUAGUGAGGAGGUGAGUGAGGAGGUGGCACCACUCCAAAGAAAGAAGAGGAAAGUGGCUGAACCAGAGGUGAGGGGGGAUGAGGUGAUUGAGUUCGUGCCUCGCCCUUCUCCUCCUGAAAUUGAUCCUGAAAUCAAGGAGAGGGAGGAGGUCGAGGUGCGAGGUCUUGGUAAAGGCAAGGAGCUCAUCCCUCUUCAUUCGUACCAGAAGAGUUUGUUCGAGGAAAUGAACACUACUGGAGCGAAGCGGUUCCUCGAUGCAACGCUGCCUGAAGUGGAUAGGAGGCAGGCGAAGCAAGAGGCGGUGAGCCAUCUGGGUGCUCGCGUUGUAAAGCACACCUUGGAGAGGCAAUGUGAGGCCCUACGAAAGGAGAAGAAGGAGCUGCAGAAGGAAAAAGAGGAGCUGCAGAAGAAAAACAAGCAGAUGCAAAGGAGGCUGGACGAAGUGGUGCCAACAGUGACCGAGCUCCAGAGUGAUAGAGAAUCUUUGAGUACCAGGCUUGUCUUCGAAGAGCGUAAAAGGAAGAUUUGUGAAGACAAGCUUGAUGCUCAAGAUAAAUACAUCGAGAAGAUGAACCAAGGGAUGGUGGAGCUGAAAAAGAACGUGGAGCUGUUGGUACACAACGGGAUGGAGGAGCACAUCAGCAACUUCCUCAACUCCAGCACCUUCGAGAACAUCCUCAAACACUACCAGCUGCCAACCGCAAUUUUGGCCUUCACUGACUGUAGAAAGAAGGUGAAGGCCAAGUACCCGGGGGUGGACGUGACAACGGUCACCUUUGGGGAGCAAGAAGAAGGGGUGGAAGAGGAUGGUGAGAGCCUCUGUGAUGACUUCCGGCCUCUUAUCAAACUGAGGUGGGAGCGCGACGCAGAGGGGCGCACUAUCUUCCCUUUAGCCUUUGAUGCGGAGCUGGUGGUAGUGGAGGAAGAAGGAGAAGAGGAAGAAGAAGUGCAAGGUGCUGGAGCUGAGGAUCGGGCAGACCUGGCCGAAGUGCAGCCUCCCGAGGUGCAUCCAGUCUCUUCUGAUGAAGUGCAGCAACUGGCUCCUUCUGAGGCAGAAGUGCCGCCCCCGCCUGCUGGAGACGAGCCGCCUCAACCACCUCUUCUUACUGAGGAGCAUCCUCCUCCUCCUCCAGCAGAGUAGCUUAGGUCUUUAAAUCUUUUGAGUUAUUUUUGUAAAUAACAUUUUUGUAUUUGAGAUUUUAUUAAUGUAUAAAAUUUUUGAAUUUAUUAUUUUUUGGUGUUCAAUUUUUGAUUUGUGAUUGAUGUUUUUCUUUGAGGAAUUCACUUUGGAUAAAAUAAGUUAACUUGA